AUGUCUUAUUAUAUUCCCUACGAGACAGAGGUAGUGGUGGAGACCCCCGAUGUUGUAGAGGAAACGACAGUCAUUGAGGAGGGCCUUCCAACUGAAGUUGUCAAGGAAGAAACCAUCAUCACCGAUGAUGGUGGACAGCCUGGAGAAACAAUACGUGUGGUCCACCAAGUGCCCGAGACAAGCGUUGAGACUUUCGUUGCUGAAGACGUUUAUGAGCAGCCAGAUGUUGUUGUUGUGGAGGAGGAAGAGGAGGUCAUCCCUGGUGAUGUUGUCAUUGAGGAGACUACUAUCAUUGAGUGA
Perkinsus marinus ATCC 50983 is the source of this 300-nucleotide messenger RNA. RefSeq lists its product as hypothetical. Lineage: Eukaryota; Perkinsozoa; Perkinsida; Perkinsidae. The record is from RefSeq and is a predicted model, not a curated record. Bases 1 to 300 code for a protein of 99 amino acids. The transcript has 4 exons.